Molecule: messenger RNA, 1323 nt
Organism: Centruroides sculpturatus (bark scorpion)
Lineage: Eukaryota; Metazoa; Arthropoda; Arachnida; Scorpiones; Buthidae
Product: protein zyg-11 homolog B-like
Exons: 4
Coding region: 163-1323 (386 amino acids)
Cellular component (GO): Cul2-RING ubiquitin ligase complex
Source: RefSeq, a predicted model, not a curated record
AUAUUUUUUUUCCAAUUCCGUUAAUGGCGCAACAGUCGCUUGUCUAGAACAGAGAUGGAUGGAUGCGAAAUGCUGGUUGAUAUCGUUUGGAAUACAUAAUUAUUAUGCUUUAUUUGUGUUCAAGUAUAUAAUAGUGAACAUCUGGUCAUUUUCUCCAUCACUAUGUAUGAAUCACCUGCUUCUUUACAAGAAUAUUGUGUAGAAUUUGUUUGUGAAAAUAUUUCUGUUAUUUGUGAUAGAAAGACAAAUAAUACCAUUUCAAAAUGUGAUGAAAGUGCUGCUGGGUAUGUAUUUAGGAAUCCAGAUGCAUUUUUUCAUACUGAGAUAUCACAACAACUAUUGGAGAUUCUUAGUGAAAAAGGACAUUUAAAUGAUCAAAUUUUAACAUUAUUUGGUUCUCGUGUUACAAGACUACAAAAAGUUCGAAUCCAUAAUGCAGGCAAUAUCACAACACGUGGAUUACGGGUUUUACGAUCACAUAAAAUUACAGAAUUAGAAGUAAACGGCUUAUCAAAAGUAACUGUUAAUGAUUUGAUUGGUUGUCUUGGGGAUUGGACUUUACACAAUUUAAGAUUACUCAAUGUUUCCAAUAGUACUUUUACUAAUAGUGGAAAAUUUUGUGUUGUUGUAGCACUUUCAAAACUUCGAAAUUUACAAACUCUUAAUGUUAGUAACACAGAAUUCAACAGUCAUGGAUUAGAAAUCAUCACAGAAGACUUGCCACUUUUAGAGAAUUUGGAUAUAUCAAGUACUCGAGUAAAAGAUAUCACCCCAUUAAGAAAAUGUAAAGAUAAAUUGAAAUCACUCAAUUUAUAUAAUUUAAAAAUUGUGAAUUUUGAAGAAGUAGUGCCAUUAUUAUGCGAACUGUAUCAACUCCGUUAUCUUGAUUUAUCAGAAGAUAAAGAUCAUCCAUUAGAAAUGCUUUCACCGCUCAGAUAUAAAAUAUCUGAUCUGUUAAAUAAACCAUUUUGUCUGCCUCAUCUUUAUUCACUUGAUAUUUCUGGAAAGGAUGGUAUUGAUAUAGAAGAUUUAAAGACUUUCUUAAAACUUCAUCCUAAUAUAAAGUUCCUUGGUUUAAUGUUGACAGAAGCUUGUUUUGAUGAUAUGUUUACAAAGGAAACAGAUCCAUUAUAUAACCCAAAUUUAGUGGUGAUUAUUUUAAUUUUUAAAAUUAUUCAUUAUAUGAAAAUAUGCUGUUUUAAUUUUUAUAGCAUUAACCUGAUUCAGCAUCUUCCAAUUCAAUUAUUACAUUGUAGUUUGUGUUUCCCACAAUGUUGCAUGAUCUUAUCAUCUGCUGGUGAUACCAGAUGGCUGAACAGUUAA